AUGGCAGACACUAUUCAGAGUGCCCUUGCGGCGCUGUCUGCUCGAGAUUGGGCUGUAGUUGCCGUCCUUUCUUGGCUUGCAUUCAAGGUUCUGCAGGCCCUGUAUAACAUUUCCCCUCUGCACCCUUUGAGCGGGGUGCCGGGUCCUAAACUCGCUGGAGCGACGUAUCUGCCCGAGUUCUACCACGAUGUGAUUCUGGUUGGACGGUAUACUCAUGCUAUCAAGAAGAUGCAUGAGAAAUACGGCCCUAUUGUCCGAAUUAACCCCAAUGAGACUCACUGUGCCGAUAUGGCAUUCUCGGAUGAGAUCUAUGCUGUCGGUGGACGUAAGCGCGAUAAGCCCUUCCAUCAAGUCAAUGGUUCAGCGGCUGGAACCGGAAACGCAUUCGGUACACCUGACCACGAUAUGCACCGCCUCAGACGCGCACCUGUAGCCAAAUUCUUCUCCAGAGCCAUGAUCGCCAGAUUGGAACAAGAGGUUCACGAACUGGCGCAGACACUCUGCAACAAACUCCUAGCUGAAGCCAGCGGAAAGAAGAGCCAACCUAUCGAUGUUGCCCAUGCUUACAGUUGCUUCACUUCCGAUGCUAUCUCCGGCUACUGCUUCGGCGAACCCUUUGGACUUUUGUCGCGCGAUACUUGGAGACCUACCUUCCGUGAAGCUACUCUUGCGGUUCUCAAGCCUGUCUUCAUUUUCCGAUUCUUCCCUUUUUUGGUUGGAACUGUAAAGUUUGGCAAGUAUUUUGUUGAUUACUUGCCCGCCGAUGCUGCGAUGCUUGUCCGAACUCUGCAAAUCGACAUCCCUGCGCGAGUUACAAAAACCAAAACCGACCUCAACUCUGGUAUCGUCUAUGAUAGACCCACUAUCUUUGCUGACCUCCUGAACUCCGAGCUUGACGAGAGUGAGAAGGGAACUGACCGUCUUGUCGAAGAGGCCGUCACCAUUGUCAACGCUGGAACAGAGACUACGAGUUGGGCUUUGGCUGUGAUUACCUACUUCCUCCUUUCUCAACCUGAGACUAUGAGCAAGUUGCAGGCCGAGUUGGCAACUGUCGUUGACGAUCCUCGCCACCUUCCUUCUUGGACUACUCUGGAACAACUCCCCUACCUCGGAGCAGUCAUCAAUGAGGGUCUCCGUCUUUCAUACGGUGUUUCCAGUCGCUCAGCUCGUGUUCCCACCACAGAAGAUCUUGUGUACCGCGGAGAGUUUAACAAGAAGCCUGCCACUGUCGUUCUUCCCCGAGGCUAUGCGGUUGGCAUGUCAGCAGCCAUCUCUCAUCACGAUGAGUCUGUUUUCCCUGACUCGUACGGGUUCAUUCCUGAGCGAUGGAUCGGCGACGAUGGAGCCAUCAAGAAGAAUUUGGAACGAUCUAUGCUUGCUUUCUCCAAAGGUAGCCGUGGGUGUCUGGGCAAAAACCUUGCCCUCUGCGAACUGUACCUUUCUCUUACAGCUCUAGUUAUGAGGGUCAUGCCCCAUAUGCGUCUUUACGAGACUACUGAGCGCGACGUGCGCUACGAUCACGACAUGUUUAUUCCAGUAACGGUAGACGACAGCUGGGGAGUGAGGGUAACAAUCGAGUCAUAA
Messenger RNA from Fusarium coffeatum, 1584 nucleotides. RefSeq lists its product as uncharacterized. The transcript is spliced from 3 exons. NCBI's taxonomy places the organism in Eukaryota, Fungi, Ascomycota, Sordariomycetes, Hypocreales, Nectriaceae. The record is from RefSeq and is a predicted model, not a curated record. Gene Ontology annotation, molecular function: oxidoreductase activity, acting on paired donors, with incorporation or reduction of molecular oxygen; heme binding; monooxygenase activity. Bases 1 to 1584 code for a protein of 527 amino acids.